This is a messenger RNA of Ixodes scapularis (black-legged tick), 4317 nucleotides long. RefSeq lists its product as uncharacterized. The transcript has 7 exons. Lineage: Eukaryota; Metazoa; Arthropoda; Arachnida; Ixodida; Ixodidae. The record is from RefSeq and is a predicted model, not a curated record. The coding region runs from base 482 to 3454 and encodes 990 amino acids.
ACUCUGCUCUCGCUCGGCGGAGAAGGCGUCCACGGCGGGACGGCCCCGUGCUUCGCCGUCGCCCGUUUUCACUUUCGCGGCGGACGUCGCCAGAGAAACCGACGGCGUUUCGCGGGAGCGCGUGCGACGGGCGACGUCGGAGCGAGCGGGAAAAGCGCGAGCACCUUUGGGGCUCGCGCCUGCGCGAGCUCGCUUGUCUCUCUCCCUCGAGUGAGUGGACGGCCGGCGGCUGUCUGUCGCGUGCUGCUGACGAGGUGCGGGAGUGAGUGGUUCCUCGACGGAUAAGUGAAUGCUCUGCGUCGACCGAGAAAUCCGCUAGUUUCUUCGUCGACUGCGGAUACGGCAGGGAAGGCGUCGACUCUCAUCGAACGAACAUCGUGUGCUUUUUCUCUUCUUUUUAAGAUGCACGGGAACUCCAAUUUUGUGCUGGCCGACACCCCUCGACGUUAGGAAUGAGGCAUUGAACGCGGUUCCACGAGUCAUGGCAGCGUGGCGCCUGCUGGUCCCGCUCUUCCUGGCAUGGGCGGCCGUGCCCAGCCGCUGCCAGGAAGGCAUUCGGGACGACAGUCACGUGGAAAACGUGGUCCACAAGGCCGUUGCAGACGAGUUCAGCAGCGAGAUUCUCACCAACAGGACCAGGGCAUACCUCUCGUGCGCUUCGGGCGAGAUGGUGGUCAAGAUCAACUUCAGCGAGCCAUUCCGGGGUAUCACGUACGUGGACUACGACAAGACGAGCCCCUGCAAGUUCUACGGCGACGGCAGCAAGUACUACGAGCUCAGGAUUCCUCUCAAAGGGUGUGGCACCAAGCAGGAGGCGCCCCGUGUGUUCAUCAAUAACAUCAUCGUCCGCUUCCACCGCUCCCUGGAGCUCGAAGAAGACGAGAUCAAGACCAUCAUCUGCCGCUACCCGCCUCCCCUGGCUCCGCCGCCUACCAAUGUGAUUGCGCCCAUAUUGGAGCCUCCACCCAUCCUGCCGGCGACAAAGCAACCCAAACUAUCUGAGAUCGAGCUGCUGCUUAUCAUCUGUGCUCUGCUCUUCCUUACCCUGCUCCUUUUGGGCAUCGGUAUCGCUUACUACUGCCUCAAGAAGCGCAACAUCAAGGUGGUCAAGAAGAAGAAAGCAAUUUCUUCCGCCCCGGCUUCGGAAAUCACCAAGUUGAGUGGAUCCACAAUGGGAACCCUGUCCAUGUUCGACCCCAUUCGUAUCCCGAGGGCUAUGGCUGCUUCCACCUCGGGCUCCGAGGCGGCAUUGCUGACACCCGUCUCCGGUUCACGUGGCGAGAGGUCUGAGACCAUCCCGUCAGACUAUCCCAGUGAGUCGCCGUCGUCAGUGUCCGACGCCGAAGAAGUUGUGGAACAGAGAGCUGUCAUGGUGUCCUCCGUUCCACUGCAGAAGAAGUACGACAAUGCGGCGUUUGUCGGGGAACCUUACCCGAUGGACGCCGAGAGAGCUGAAUCCUUGUCUUCAGUUCAGAUCCCGACUGUGUACAAGUCUGCGAUACCCAGGGCCAAGACGACUUCAUACCCGAUGGACCAGGAGAGAGCUGAGUCCAUUUCCUCGUUCCAGCAGCUGCCAAUGAUCCUGAAGACCCAGUCUGCGAAGCAGCAGCAUCUUCAGGCCAUCACGGAAAGUGAGGACCAACUAGACGCCGAGACGGUUGAGAAGAGCUACGCCGCGGUGUCGCGCCAGGCUGGACUUCCCCCGACCACUUAUCGGAUCGAACCUCCCGUUUACACCAAGAUACGUAAGAAGGAGGAGCCUCGGCCGCCGUCCAUCUACGGGAGCAUUCCGGACAACGACAAUCGAGCAGCGUCAGAGAUCAUGGAAGCCGCGCCGAGGCGAAGAGCUCCCUCUGUGUCCACGUAUGCGCCGUCCCUUUACGGUAGCAUCCCCGACAACGAUGAUUGGUCACACUCGGAGCUAGAAGCAGCAGCGGACGUCAGGCCACUCAUUCGAAAACCAAAAAUCACGACACAGAUGCUCACUGAUUACUUGGUGAGCACGCAGAACGUCACCGAUGUGCAAGAAGAUGUAACCAAACGACGACAGGACAGGAUGCGCGAUACGGUACCACGUCCACCGUCGAGCCCGCCACCAGAGUCGGAGAUUCCAGACACUUCAAUGUCUGAGAUCACUGCAAUUAACGAAACGGCUGUCGUUCCCCGCAGGCCGAAGAUCACAGUGAAGAACAUUGAUGAGGUGUUCGUGACAACGGAACACGAAACUAUAGCCACAGAACACGUAGUGAAGAGGACGAGGGACACAACUGAGCAGCUCGUAAAAGUACCACAGAGUCCGCCGAGCUGGGACGUCACCAUCAGGCACUACCCCCCGACUGGGGAAGAAGGCCCUCAACCUGGAAGCCCUCCGCGUUCGCCUCCGGCUUCGCCCACAGAGCCCGGACGCGUUGACCGGAGGACGUGGGAAACGAUCACAGAGCUGACCGACGCCACUGCCACGAGCACUGCCACUCACAUUCGUACGGGACAGCCCUUGCGUCCUGAACCAAAACCGUCCCUGGCAUCCAUUACUUCAUCUCCCCCACAGUGGGACGUCAUGAAUCGGGUCCUCAGCCCACCCCCGAUUGAAGGCGUUGAGGAGCUGACGCCAGAUGUCAAAAGAAAAUGGAGGACACUCGUUACUGUCGACGACAUCUUCCGCACCCUGGUUCAUGAGGCUACAACGACGGAGGAAUAUAUCAGGAUCAGCCACGACGUAAGGUACGAGUCGUACUUCGAAAGGCGAGUCUGGGACGUCAUCAUCCGGAUACUCACCCAGCCGGACUACAUCCACCCGCCCACCCAAGCCGAACUCCAACAAGAACUACGGCCACCGCGGUACCGAAAGAAUUUGGACCAGCCUCGCAGGAAAUCAUCACUGCCACCGGUGUUGGGCGCGGGCAUUCCGGCGGACCUCCGUUCGCUGGCCGAAUCUCAUCGUUCCAACUCCAUACCAGAUUUCGAUAUGAGGUCCAUGACAGAGAUAGACGUCGACUUCUCGCGGCUAGAGCGAGAGUCCGUGACCAGCUCCGACACGAUGAGGACAGGACACAGCAUCACAGACAGGGCGACGUCAGAGUUUCUUGAAGACAUUCCCAGCAUGGAAGGGCGCCGGGAAUCCAUUGACGGCUACCUCCCGGUCGUGGAGAGAAUGACCGCCACCGAGCGACCGACCGAGAUCGACACUGAUGACGCUCGAAGCGAUGCAACCUUCGACGUGCCCUCUGUGUCCCUUUACGACACGGAAGGAACGAGCAGAACGUUUCUUGAGAGGUCGUCGAGGCAGUACGUCCACGACGUUCCAGGUGGACAGAGCCGAAUGACUGCAGAUCACAUGCGCUUGCAGAGCUCCCGCGUUGUUCGUAGCGGAGGGCUGGAGCGUGCUCCCGACAUGGACGGUCGUGAAGAGAUCAAGUCCAUCACCGAGCAAAACAUAUACGAUUGGCUACGAUGAUCAGGAGUCACUGAACGCAGCGAGUGCUGCGAUUUUUUAACCAAGCAUUCCACCCAAGCACUGCCUCCGGAAACUGCCUUUGGGAAUUACUGUGCCACAUACGCGGAAGAAAAAGCGGACACGGACUCACGUGCUCUGGAAGUUAAGUAAAGUGAUACAGGAAUGAAAGAUGCUAGUGCUGUGAACUAACCACCUAGUUGUGCUUCACUGUUCCAAUGCAAGGAGACGGUUCGUGAUCUCUUGUUUUGUGCGUUUGGAACUGCUGCUGAACUUACAGGUUUUUAUUCGCCCAUGACGGACGAUGUCAUAACAAUGUGUUCAUGCCAUUCCAAUAGUGCUCUAUGUAAAUUUGUUAUAAAUAACGCAAAAAAGUAACCCGCCAACUCGGAUUUCCCGUUUCCGUGUUGUUGAGAAUGAAUAUGACGCGACACUAAAAUAAUCAAGGUAACCGCAAAACUAUGAAUGGAAUAUUGCUACCUUCUUCUUACUGAAGUAGCAGGUGUUAGUUUUUAGUUUGGAUCUGUCAAUCAAGACGUCCUAUUCCCAGCUAUCGAGUGGUUCCCAUUAAUUGAAGAGUCUACGACGUUGCGAUGUGUAUUAGAGCUUAAGUAUGUAUAAAUAAUGUUGCGUCGCAAUACCUUUAGGGUAUUCACUCAUGUGGAUAUCCGGGAUGGAGAUAUUGGAAGUUGAGUCUCGUUCAAUGUGUCCGUGUUUUCGCAAAGCGAAAUGGGCCUGACGAAGGACGGUCCUUCAGAGCAUGAAAUAUGUACUGCCUCUCACGAGAUGUCCGGCUAUACUGCCAUUUCUUUAUUUAUUAAUCCAAGAUUUUUUUUACCUACAAAGAAUAAACUUGUUUUACUCUA